Molecule: messenger RNA, 2113 nt
Organism: Penaeus chinensis
Lineage: Eukaryota; Metazoa; Arthropoda; Malacostraca; Decapoda; Penaeidae
Exons: 3
Coding region: 340-795 (151 amino acids)
Source: RefSeq, a predicted model, not a curated record
GAGCGCAAAGAAAACGGGACUUUAAUCUCUUGUGUCCUCUCCCUCGCACCUUUAUCACCGCCUUUCUCUCCCAUUCCUUCCGUUCGGAGAGGCUGGAAAGGAGAAGGAAGAGAAGCCGAACGAGAAGAAGAACUACAGAAGCCGAGACGAGGAAAAUAACCAAGAGAAGAAGAAGAGAAGUGAACAGAGAGAGAAAAAAAAUAUUAGUGAGGGAAAAAUUUGCACGAGAGAGAGAAAAAAAAAGCAGGAAAAAGUGAAAAAAAAGGGAGGAAAGAAAGAAGCAGAGGGGAAGAGAGAAACGCCGAUAAUCCCCAGAGAGUGCGUGAGAAGAGGGGAUUGAUGAUGAAGGCGAGAACUAAGAGAGUUUGGGAGAGGAGGGAGGAAAUCCUUGUGUUGGGGGCCUUGCUCGUCCUACUCGUGCCUUCCGCCGCCAGCCACGGACAGAGUUGCAACCCGACAGUCCUCGAGUCAUGCUCGGAGAACGAGGUGUGCAAGGUGGAGGUGGUGGACCAGAGCGGGAUUUGCCAGUGCCUGCCGGACUUCACCUUCAACGCGCAGACGAACGAGUGUGAAGAGCCCAAACCACCCCCUGAUGACUCUCCCAGCCACCUCAGUCUCGGCCUUGGCCUGGGCAUCACCACCAUUGUCUUAGUGCUCGUGGCGCUGGCCAUUGCCCACAGAAGAUACGGAAUCCUCUCGGGGGUCUGCCGCCGCCUCCCCACGCUGCACCUGUUCGGCAAGAGAGGGGAGGAGUUCGUCGUAGACAGCGGGGACGACGACAGUCCUAUUGUAUAAUGAAGGGAGAAGGAGGAGGAGGGAGGGGGAAAUGUGAGGGGAGAAGUAGGGGAGAGGGGGGGGGGUGGAGGGGCUUGGUUUGGGGGGACUCUAGAGAAGCAAGGAACACUAGUGAAGGAACUGAUGGUGUGUGAACGGAAGUGGAAAAGGAGAAAGUGUUGUGAGAGAAAGAAUGCCUUGUUUUUUCUUUUUCUGUAAAGAGAAGUGCUAAAGAAAUGAUUGUCCAUUUUUACUUUUUUUUCUUUUCUUUUCUUUUAGGUGUCCAUACCCAUGAUUUUUGUGAUACUGUUUGAUCUUGGGAGUCUUUCAAAUGUUUGAUCGAGUUCUCAGCAGGUUACAUUGUCGUCUGGUUAUGCCGAUCACGUUUGUACUUAUCAACGAAGAAAAUGGGUUGUCUUUUAAUGAGGUCUGUUGUAUGUGUUGGAUUUCCUUUGAAAUUGCAGACUUCUCUCUUUUAAUUUUGUUGUAUGUAUUCAUUAUAAAAAGAAUUUUACAUAUAUAUACACACACAUAAAUAUAUCUAUUAUAACUUUAUGUCACGUGAAUGAUAAGCUUUUGUACCAUUGAUGUUUUUAGCAGUGUGAUUUUAUAUACAUAUAUAUAUAUAUCUUGAUUUUAAGUUAUUAAAUGUAAGAGUAUGUAUGAACCGGAAUCUCAAUAUAGAGAUUAAUCUCAGUAGGGAUACAUAUGACUUAUUGUCAUUCAGUGAUGGAGGAAAUUGCUUUGAGUUAUUUUAUGACCAUAUACUGGUAUGUCUCUGAGGAAGAGAAAUGAAAAUGACUUUAGAAUCACCGUUUUUAUUGUUACUAUCAGUACCAUUAAUAGUAUCCGUAUUAUUGAUAGUACUAUUUUGUUAUCAUUGCUUUCAUCAAAGAGCGUUUCAAGGGUUGUACGCCAGUAGAUGGAGGAAUAUAAGUCGCAAAACUAGAAAAAGAAUAUGUUUACAGAUUGAUUAUAUUCAUCCUCCUUUCUUUUCUGUAUUUUAACGUCUGAUCGUAUUCCACUUUUAGUCAGAAAGUUUUCUCUUGAUUUUUUAAACUUAGACAUUUUAGUAUUUUACAAGAGGCAUGUAGAGCUGAAGGUGUGUUUAUUCAGAGAAAUUGCUUAAUGAUUAAUGUAACUGAAGUGGGAGAGAAAAAGAAAACAAGCCAAUUGGUAAGGAUCAUGGUAUUCAGGAAGAGCAAAAGAAGUGACUGAGAGACAGACUGACUGACUGACUGACUGACUGACUGACUGACUGACUGACUGACUGACUGACUGACUGACUGACAGACAGACAGACAGACAGACAGACAGACAGACAGACAGACAGACAGAC